This is a messenger RNA of Telopea speciosissima, 2420 nucleotides long. RefSeq names its product outer envelope protein 61-like. The transcript is spliced from 11 exons. Gene Ontology annotation, molecular function: protein binding. Bases 219 to 2003 code for a protein of 594 amino acids. Lineage: Eukaryota; Viridiplantae; Streptophyta; Magnoliopsida; Proteales; Proteaceae. The record is from RefSeq and is a predicted model, not a curated record.
UCCCUUCACUUUUUAGUGAGGAUUCCACAUGAAUUAUCGCCGAUUUCUUAAUCUGUGCCAAAAUCAACGACAACCCUUUUCAGUUUCUUCGGCUUUCGCUACUGGGUCUCCCUUUGAUUCGCUUAAUGUUCUUCCUUGUCUCUGUUUGAAAACCUGCGGUUUGGCGUUUUGAAUCGUGUAGUUCGGUUUUGAUUUUAGAGUUAAAAACGUACGACGGUAUGAUGGAUCCUGAGUUGAUUCGGAUAGCUCAAGAACAGAUGAGUAGAAUCUCCCCGACUGAACUGGCCAGAAUCCAAGAGCAGAUGAUGUCCAAUCCUGAGUUGGUGAAAAUGGCUGCGGAAAGCAUGAAGAACAUGAGGCCAGAAGACUUGAGAAAUGCUGCCGAACAGUUAAAGUAUGCUCGUACAGAAGAUAUGAUGGACAUUGGUUCGAAGAUGGCUAAUGCCACACCUGAAGAGAUUACAACUAUGCGUGCCCGUGCAGAAGCCCAGAUCACAUAUGAGUUGAAUGCAGCUCAGAUGCUAAAGAAACAGGGUAAUGAGCUUCAUAGCCAGGGCAGGUUCAGUGACGCUGCGGAGAAGUAUUUGCUUGCAAGGGACAACCUAAAAGGAAUUCCAGUCUCUAAAGGCAGAGCACUCCAGUUGCCAUGUUCUCUAAAUUUGAUGUCGUGUUACUUGAAGACAAGUCAAUUCGAUGAGUGCAUUAAGGAAGGUUCUGAGGUGUUGGCAUAUGAUGCUGACAAUGUCAAAGCUUUAUACCGGAGGGGUCAGGCGUAUAAAGGAUUAGGACAGUUAGAAGAUGCUGUUUCUGACUUGAAUAAAGCACAUGCAGUUUCCCCAGAUGAUGAAACUAUUGCCGAUGUUCUAAGGGAUGCGAAGGAAGAAUUGGAAAGAGAAGGUGAAGGGCGACAAGGAGCAGGACGAUCAGUCCUUGAAGAAAUAAAUGAAGAAGAAAUCCGAACUGUCCGUGCUGAAAGCCAUAAAAGCUCUACAUCAAUAGAGUAUUCUGUGACACAACCGCAGGAAGCCAAAGCCAGUGAGUGCUCUCAGGGUCAAAGUGUUUCCAACUUUAGUGGUCGUACUACUGAGGCGGAGUGUUUGCAAGGUUUGAAAGAUGACCCAGAAGCCAUCAGGUCGUUUCAAAGUUUUAUUUCAAAUACUGAUCCUGAGACUUUGGCUGGUUUGAGUGCUGGAGGGGUGGCCCCAGAUAUGUUUAAGAGUGCCUCAAGUAUGAUCAGUAAAAUGUCACCUGAAGAACUUCAGAAAAUGCUCGGAAUGGCUUCAUCUUUUCAGGGGACAAGCCCAUAUUUUCCUGUAGGGACGGCAGAGAGUCGAGGUGACAGUUCAAGAUCAGGGUCACUGCCUCCAGGUGUGUCACCUGACAUGCUUAAAACUGCCACUGAUAUGAUGAGUCAGAUGUCACCAGAUGAUCUUCAGAAGAUGUUUGAAGUUGCCUCUUCUUUAAGAGGGAAAGAUGCAGUUUCAACAGUAACAGCAGUAGAUACAAAUGGUCUGAGAUCUGAGACGGGCUCGAAAGUCUCCAAGGCCACUGAAAUUUCCACAGUUAAUGAGAAUUCUGAUGUAGGUGAAAGUAGUUGUCAAUUGCAUUCAAAUACUAGAACGGGUUCAUUUCCUUCACCAAAUUUUCCGACCUCAGCUGUUGAUUUGCAAGCAGAGAUGAGAAACCAAAUGAAUGACCCAGCAAUGAGUCAGAUGUUUACAUCAAUGAUCAAGAAUAUGAGCCCAGAAAUGAUGGCUAACAUGAGUGAAAAUUUUGGAGUAAAGCUUUCACAGGAGGAUGCAGAAAAGGCUCAACAAGCAAUGUCUUCUUUAUCCCCCGGAGACUUGGAUAAAAUGAUGCGGUGGGCCGAUCGGAUACAGAGAGGGGUCGAAGGUGCAAAGAAGACAAAGAAUUGGGUAUUGGGGAGACCUGGCAUGAUUCUUGCGAUAUGCAUACUCAUCUUGGCAAUCAUCCUUCACAGGCUGGGCUUCAUUGGCAGUUAAAGAGACUGACCCCAUAAUCUUUUUGUAACAUAACUUCUCUUCCAAAGUUAGGACUGCCCUACUCCAGCUUGGUGAUAGGUGUAAUUGACCCAGUUGGUCUCGUCAUUGUCUAACAUUGGACCAUGGAAGUGGUUCAAUGAUUUUCUCUUUAGUAGUGGGGGGCAGAAAAUGGGAUACAACAACCCCAGAUGGAUCAAUAAUGUGUUCAAUUCAGCGAGAAGGUGGUGGGCAUAGGGAGAGGGGAAAAGGGCUUUGGGUAAAAGAUGCCCACUUUGUAUUGUCUGUUCGGAUUAUGGUUUUGGUUUGUUCUGUUAGGAGGAUUCUUUGAUGCUUUUCUUCUGCGAAACUUCCUUGUCAAUCAUUAAUCGAAAUAUAAAAGGCCAAAGUUGAAGAAACACCAGUUUGUCUUUAACACCU